UGGCUGCGCUCGUGAAUUUAGACAAUAACUUGUGAAAAAAGGUUUUGAUUAAAAGAAGAAACAAUAUGUUAACUCCAGUUUUUCAGUUAGACCAAAACAAUACAUUUGUUUAUUUCUGUAUUAAAGCCCCAUAUUGUAACAUUUCUGAAACAGAAAUAUUCGUAGAAAACAAUGAAUUUAAAUUUUUCUCAAAACCUUAUUUCUUACGAUUGAAUUUACCUGGCGAUCUUGUUGAAGAUGGGAGAGAGUCUGCCAAAUAUGAGGGCGAAAAAGGAGAAUUCAACAUUAAAUUCCCUAAAAAGAUUCCAGGAGAAGUGUUUGAAGGUUUAGAUCUUUUGACUAAGUUGUUAACCCCUAAAGGUGAAUUAUCUGCAAGCCAACCUCUUCUAGAAAUUAUAGGUUCGAAUCCUGAUGUUUUACCAAGUGAGUUAUUGGAAACUGAUGAAAUAGAUUGGUAUAUAGACCAGAAACCCUGUACAGACAACUCAAUCAUUGGACAAUAUUCCUAUGGCUUUGCUGAUAAAAAGUCACAAGUUUUUAAAAACCUUAGUCAAGAAUUAAAGUACAUUAUAGAUAUUAAGGAUCCUGAUGAUUUGUCCAAUGUUGAAAGAAUCAAAAAUUGUAGUCAACAAGAAGCUGACAAAUUCAAUGAAGAUCAUUAUUUAGCUGAUCUGUACCAAGAUGAGGUGGUUGUGGAACUUGUUAAAGUUAAACCAUAUUGGUCUGAUUUAAGUUAUCAAGAUAAGAUUAGUUUUAAUGACAAAGAAAGGGAACAAUUAUGUAAUUUACCUAAAAAAGAGUACUUAUUGGAUGAAAAUGACAUCAUGCCUGUUUAUUUAAGUUUAGUCGACAUUAUAUAUUCCUAUUGUUACAAUCAGCGUAUAACAGAGGGUGAAAAUAAUGUCGAAUCAGGAUGGAAUAUAUGUAAACUCAGUUCUACACUCUCCUGGUUUUGUUAUCAACCCAACAUUAAAGAAACUAUAAUAACGUGUUUGAGAAGAAGCCUAACAUUUCCUCUAUACCGAAACUGGAAAUUAGCAAUUGAUGUUUUAAAAGAUACUGAAAAAAUAUUUUCCCUUGGGAAACGUCAGAUUUUGAAAUGUUUAUUAGAUAUACAUUCAUUGUUCAUCGAUGAAGAUUCAAGAUAUAUUCUAAAUAAUUUAUAUAUUACUGAUUAUUGUGUUUGGAUACAGGUAGCUUCAGAUAAACUAAUUCAAUCACUUUCUUCCAGUCUUCAUCAGCUACACAUAACUAAAACAGAUGUUGGGCUUAACUUAGAAGACAUAGAAUCAGCAGCUAGACUAGUAAUGGAAGAAGAAAUAAGCUCUAAUUUGAAUAAUCUAACAGUUAAUGAUAGUGACGAUGAUGAUGAUGAAAGUGGUAGUGAGAGUUCAAGUGAGUCAGAUAGCGAGAGUGAUUCAAGCCAAAACCCAGAUAGUGAUAUUUGCACUCAGUUAUAGAUACUAUUCAUUAAUUUUAUCCAGAAGAGAUGUGUUGGCAUUAAUUCCCUUAAAAGCUAUCUCUAUCAAUCCUGUUCAUCUCAGUUAAAAAUAUAAAUUUGGUGUUUCAUGUGAGUUUUUAUUGAUAACAUCUAUAAUAAGAUUAUUACUUGAAGUGUUUUUGUACAUUGCACAAUCAUGAUCUAUUUAAUACUGAUGUUUGCCAGGUGAAUUAAUAAAUUCCCUUUAUAUUGAGA
Molecule: messenger RNA, 1696 nt
Organism: Lottia gigantea (owl limpet)
Lineage: Eukaryota; Metazoa; Mollusca; Gastropoda; Lottiidae
Exons: 3
Coding region: 66-1460 (464 amino acids)
Biological process (GO): box H/ACA snoRNP assembly
Cellular component (GO): cytoplasm; nucleoplasm
Source: RefSeq, a predicted model, not a curated record